Molecule: messenger RNA, 210 nt
Organism: Penicillium longicatenatum
Lineage: Eukaryota; Fungi; Ascomycota; Eurotiomycetes; Eurotiales; Aspergillaceae
Exons: 1
Coding region: 1-210 (69 amino acids)
Source: RefSeq, a predicted model, not a curated record
AUGGAGCACCGCGAGAAUGGUCACGUGCGUUGCAUAGUCUACAACGAGUCUCGGACGCGAAAGCUCCAGUUUAACGCCGCAGUCCCGCAAGAAGGACGAGUUGUGGGCUUAUUAAAGAUCUGGCCUGGCGAACCGCGUCUACGUCGCUUAGAUCCUUAUGGUGGAGAGACUUAUGAGCAAGACGAGGAUUCAAAGGUGCCUUUAAACUGA